Molecule: messenger RNA, 1909 nt
Organism: Telopea speciosissima
Lineage: Eukaryota; Viridiplantae; Streptophyta; Magnoliopsida; Proteales; Proteaceae
Product: pentatricopeptide repeat-containing protein At1g06140, mitochondrial
Exons: 1
Coding region: 39-1796 (585 amino acids)
Biological process (GO): RNA modification
Molecular function (GO): RNA binding; protein binding
Source: RefSeq, a predicted model, not a curated record
AAGAAACUUGCUCAAACGGAAAUGUGACAUGGCCGUUAAUGUUUCAGGCUACACUGAAAUCCUUUCCCGCCAUUUCUGCUCACAACCCUACCAAGGAACUGUCUUCUCUCUUCAACCUCACCAAAACAACUUCCCUCGUCAAGGAAUUACACGGACAACUAAUUGUAAAUGGACUCCAUCGAAUUGUUUUCUUCGGUACGAAGAUCGCUGACGCUUAUAUCGAAUUGGGUUACCUGGAAAACGCCUCCAAAGCAUUUGAUCAGAUCUCUUUUAAGAAUCCACGUUCAUGGAACACAAUCGUUGCUGGAUAUUCGAAAUACUGCUGUUUUUCUGAUGUUUUACAGCUUUACAAACGACUGCGGAGGGAGAGUUCUCCGGUUGACAGUUUUAAUUUGGUGUUCGCAACCAAAGCUUGCUUGGGGUUGUGUCUUUUAAGAGAAGGGGAGUCUUUUCAUUCUGAAGCCAUCAAAUGGGGACUAGACACUGAUGCUUACGUCGCACCUGCGCUCUUGAACAUGUACGUUGAAUUGGGUACAUUGGAAGAGGCCCAGAAGGUUUUCAGCAAAAUUUCUGAGAGAAAUUCGGUCAUAUGGGGUGCUAUGAUGCGAGGGUAUUUGAAGUUCUCAAAAGAAUCUGAAGUUUUUGAGCUGUUCCCUCAAAUGAUUAACAAUGGUUUUCAAUUGGAUCCUUUUUCAAUGGAAGGGUUGAUCAGAGCCUGUGGGAAUAUUUGUGCUGGUAAAGAUGGAAUGGCACUUCAUGGGUAUUGUAUUAAACUUUGUUUCAUGGAUUCGAACUAUUGUCUACAGACGUCCAUUACAGACAUGUAUACAAAGUGUGGCUUCCUUGAUUGUGCGCUCAAAUUUUUCAAAGAAAUACCGGACAAGGAUGUUGUUCUAUGGAGCACAAUGAUUGCAGGAUUUGCCAAAAAUGGCGGACCAUUGCAUGCAAUUUCUCUCUUCCGAGAUAUGUUGGAAAAGGCAGCACUUCUGAAUGUGAUUACAUUUUCUAGUGUUCUUCUUGCUUGCUCACAGUUGGGUGCUCUGCAAGAAGGAAAGACUGUCCAUGGCUAUGUGAUUAGAAACGGGUUUGAAUUGGAUGUAGUAACUUAUACUGCCUUCAUUGAUAUGUAUGCUAAAUGUGGUUCCAUUGGGAUGGCCUACAAAGUGUUCGAUUGGAUGCCUGAAAGAAAUGUAUAUUCUUGGAGUGCAAUGAUCAAUGGGUUUGGAAUACAUGGUUUAUAUUCUGAAGCAAUCACUCUUUUUUCUCGAAUGGUAUCUGAGAAUUACAUACCCAAUUCCAUAACUUUUGUUUCAGUCCUGUCAGCUUGCAGUCAUUCUGGUAAGGUUGAAGAAGGAUGGCAUUAUUUUGAAUCAAUGAGCAGGGACUUUGGUAUUGAUCCCACAGAGGAGCAUUAUGCAUGCAUCGUCGACCUAUUAGGUAGGGCAGGUAAAAUUGAAGAAGCAAAACUGUUGAUUGAUUAUAUGUCAACAAAGCCUGGUGGUAGUAUUUGGGGAGCUCUACUAAGUGCUUGUAGAAUUCACAAGCGAGUUGAAUUAGCUGAAGAAGUGGCUGAAAGGCUCCUUGUCUUGGAGCCUGAUCAGCCUAGUGCUUUCAUAUUGCUUUCUAAUAUAUAUGCAGCUGCUGGAAUGUGGGAGAAAGUAAAGAAGAUGAGAUUAAUGAUGACUGAAGAGAGACUUAAGAAGACUGUUGGGUUUAGCUCCAUUGAAGUUGAAAGGAAGGUCCAUGUAUUUAGUGCCAACGAUAGACUGGCAUGUAGGAACACAGAAAUUAAGUAAAUUUGGAGUUCCCUACAAGAACAAAUGAAUGCACUAGGUUACAUUUCUCCUUCAUGAUUUGGAUGAUUUGUGCUCAUGUUGAGAUGCUGGUAAAUUGUAGUUGGAAUUCUAAA